AUGACGUCAUCAAAUGAUGUUAAAUGGCGGAAGAUUCUGUACCGAAGGCAACCGUAUCCUGAUAACUAUUCUGGCGGUGAUGAACAAUUCUUAAGCGAAUUGAAAAAGAACUUGUCAGCCGUGAAAUACACAUAUUGGGAAGCGGUUUUUGGUGUGGCACGUUUAGUAUUUCACUUAAAUCUGAUCGUAUUACUGUAUAUUACUUUUGAAUACGUGUUCGCUAACGUGCUCUCGGCUGAUGUGCUUGCAAUAGCGCUUAUAUCCACCAGUACCGCACUUUACGUAAUCUACGCUUUUUUGAUUACUGAGACGAGUAUCGAUUUUUUGGAUCAUUUUUAUACUGUGGUUGUUCUAUUCCUGUUUGGAUACGCUACGACACCAGCAAUCAGGACAUUGACCGACACUAUUAGCACGGAUACGAUAUUUGCUCUUUCCUUCAUAACCGCACUGAUUAGUUGUGUUUUUCAUGACUAUGGAAUAAACGCGCCAAUCGUUUCGUACCAGUUAUCGGUGAGUAGUGGGCUUAGUUCUGCCGUGUUCCUGUUGUCACGAUUAGAUUCGAACGAUGUGGCGUUCGUCAUGUUGUCCAUAGCAUUUGCACUGCAUGCUUUUACACCAUUCAUAAGGAACCUUCUCUUUUCUCGAUAUCGAGUAAUAGCAUCACUGUUGACAUUAUGGUUGUCGAUUUGCUCCACAUAUUUUCUACGGACACUUUAUGUGGAAUUAUCUGUGAUUUGGUUGCUCUUCCAAUUUUUUCUCCUAUUUAUUUGCCCAUUUAUAUUGAUAAUUAAGCAAAAAAGUAAACAAACAAUACAUGGACCAUGGGAUGAAGCGAUACCGAAAAAGGAUCGCUAG
Molecule: messenger RNA, 855 nt
Organism: Necator americanus (New World hookworm)
Lineage: Eukaryota; Metazoa; Nematoda; Chromadorea; Rhabditida; Ancylostomatidae
Exons: 6
Coding region: 1-855 (284 amino acids)
Biological process (GO): GPI anchor biosynthetic process
Cellular component (GO): membrane; glycosylphosphatidylinositol-N-acetylglucosaminyltransferase (GPI-GnT) complex
Source: RefSeq, a predicted model, not a curated record